This is a messenger RNA of Anolis carolinensis (green anole), 2317 nucleotides long. Its product is annotated as guanine nucleotide-binding protein G(s) subunit alpha. Gene Ontology annotation, biological process: sensory perception of chemical stimulus; adenylate cyclase-activating dopamine receptor signaling pathway. Gene Ontology annotation, cellular component: heterotrimeric G-protein complex. The record is from RefSeq and is a predicted model, not a curated record. Gene Ontology annotation, molecular function: corticotropin-releasing hormone receptor 1 binding; mu-type opioid receptor binding; beta-2 adrenergic receptor binding. Bases 455 to 1603 code for a protein of 382 amino acids. The transcript is spliced from 2 exons. Lineage: Eukaryota; Metazoa; Chordata; Lepidosauria; Squamata; Anolidae.
AAGGCAGAAUGGAAUGAGACUAUAUCAUUUGUCUGUGUUUGGACAUUAUAUAUUGCUGUUGGCAUUUUAGGCUGCUAUGUGACAUAGUUGGAAGAUGCAAACAGAAUUCUACACUCACAGGGACACUCUUUCAUAAAAUGAGGCUUACAAAGUCUAUUUGGCUUGUUUUUAAAUCAAAUCAGUAACAGAUUGAGCUGUAGCCACAAAGUCAUAACUCUUUCGUUCCCCACUCAUUCCUUUCGAUUCCCCUCCUUGUCUUAGGGUAAUGAGUCCAUAAAAGGCCAAAAUAAAGAAGAGAAGGAGAAUGACAAAGACACUCCCUCUCUCCUCCUUCCUUCUUUUCUCUCCCUAUUUCUGCCUCUGACUCUCUUGCUCCAGUUUGGCUUCUGCUCCUUUCUCCCAUUAGCUGCAGCCGUCCUUCCUUCCUCUCAAAAUCUCAAUUUCUCCACCCAAAAUGGGCUGCUUUGGGAACAGGAUGACUGAGGAAGAGCGCCAGGAAGAGAAAGAGCGGAGAAAGGCCAAUGAGAAGGUCGAGAAGCAACUGGAGAUGGACAAGGAAGUCUUUAAGGCCACACACCGUCUCCUCUUGGUGGGCUUAGAGGACUCUGGCAAAAACACCUUGAUCAAACAAAUGAAAAUCUUGCAUGGGGAUGGAUUUAGUACCGAGGAGAAGAAAAUGAGAACCCAGGACAUUAAAAACAAUAUCAUGGAAGCUAUAAGUACAAUAGUCAUAAAAAUGUGGUGCCUGGAACCCCCAGUGGAGCUGGCGAACCCAGAGAACCAGUUCCGGAUUGACUAUAUUUUGAAUGCAAGCAGCCAGCGAGAUUUCGACUUCCCACCCGAAUUCUACGAACAUACGAAAGCCCUUUGGCAAGACGAAGGUGUGAAAGCUUGCUUUGAGCGCUCGCACGAGUAUCGCUUGAUUGGUUGUGCACAGUAUUUUCUAGACAAGAUCGACAUCGUCAAGGGAGAGGAAUAUACGCCAUCGGACCAGGAUCUUCUCCGAUGCAAAUUUCGGAAAUCCGGGAUCCCUGAAACCAAGUUUCAAGUGGACAAAGUAUAUUUGCAUCUGUUUAUUUUUGAUUGGGGACGGAAUCACCAAAGGUGGGUACGUCAUUUUGAUAAUUUGACGGCUAUUCUCAUGAUGGUGGACAGCAGUAGCUGCAAUUGCUUACUGAAUUAUCAUGGGGACAUGAAGCUUAAGGAAGAAUUAUCUUUUUUCAAGUCUAUCAUAUUCAGGAGAGAGUUGAAGAAGCUUUUCAGUCCUUGGCUAAAGACCUUUACGUACAUUGUUUUCCUGAACAAACAGGAUUUGCUAGCAGAGAAAGUCUUGGCAGGGAAAUUUAAACUGGAAGACUACUUCCCAUACUUUGCUCACUAUACCACACCUAAGGACACAAUGCCGGAGCCUGGUGAAGAUGGUCUAGUUACGAAGGCCAAGUAUUUUAUCAGAGAGGAAUUCCUUAGAAUAUGUUAUCUUGAAAACCACAGCUUCUAUUGUCACUUUACAUGUGCAGUGGAUGCAGAAAACGUUCAGAGGGUUUUCAAUGAUUGUGGGGAUGUGAUUCAACGGAUACACUUUGGCCAGUACAAGUCCUUGUGAAGGAGAUCAUUUAUUAGUUUUGGACGCCUUAUUGAGAAAAGCAAAGAAAAUCCCUGCCCACAUAAAGUGGAAAAGAAUGAUGGCAAUCUCCCUCUUACUUGCAUCCCUGAACUUUUCCUCCUUCCUGGACAAAGAGCAGCAUUUCAAAGCUUCGAGCCAUUGUAAUGUCAUACGCCAAUUCUGCAAGGAGCAGACCAAAGAAAGUGGCAAUACACAGACCAAGUUGGAAGAGACCCUGAGGGCCAUCUGAUCCAUCCCCAUUCUUCCAGGCAUGAAAACACCAUCCAAGCCCUCCCUACAGAUGGUCAUCCAGGCUCUGCUUAAAAGUCCCCAGAGAAGGAGGAACAUCCACUGGGCUUCCAGGCAACAUUAUAUUCCACUGCCAAACAGCAAUUACUGUCAGGUGCUUGGGUUUGGUCCUCUGCCUCUGAAUGUGACUUUGGAGUGGAAGCACUGAGAAUUUUUUACAAGAAACAGAGGUAGUUCAAAACCAAGGUCAGAACUUCAGAAAGGUGUUGUACUUUGGAGGUUUUAAGAGGAGCCAGGAUAUUGCAAAAUGAACUUCAUUAUGGCUUGUGAAUGCAGAAAGAGUUAACCACACACUCACUGUUCUUACUGCUGAUCCUCUCUGAUAUAUAUUUAUCUUUGUAUCUAUAGCUAUAUCUUUAUUUGUAUGUUUAUCUGUAAAAAUUAAAAUGUACUUAUUAAAACAAA